CAUCAGUCGUGCUAUUUGCUCUGCCCAGGGUAUAAUUAUAUGAUAUCAACAACGCUCAUUAAUUUGCAGCACGAUACCGCUGCUUUUAUCAUCUAGGAAUGGGUUUGUUAUCAAGCGGUAUACAAAACAACAACCUUACAGAAUAACAUAAUAAUGGUUCAUGUGCCGUUCAUAAAGCCUCAGUUCUUUUACCGGCUUUCAGUCGUUCAGUGAUAAAUCACUCUUUAUCGUGUUUUAAGAACUCCUGAAGAUCAAACAUAUAGGAUGCUUUUCGUAGACGAAAGUACCGUAAAGAAAAUCUUAACAUGGGAAAACACAUUCAAAGCAGUGGAAGCAGCUAUGCAACGGGUAUCUGACGGGCGUAUCGUCCAAAAGCCACGAAUCAUGACCUUUAUUCCAAACACCAGCAACGUAAUGGGAACCAUGCCAGGAUAUUUGCAGGACAAGCAGUUUGGUGCUUUAGGUUGUAAAAUUGUGACAUCCUUCCCUAAUAAUGCUAAACUGGAAAAUCCUUUACCUUCAGUAAAUGCUAAUAUCAUGAUACUGGACGAAACAACUGGCAUUAUGAAAGCGGUAAUUGCUGGUACAGAAAUCACUACACAAAGGACUGCAGCUGCAUCUGCUGUUGCAACUAAGUACUUAUAUGUCAACCAAUCGAAGCCAUGUAUAGUACUGGCUGUUCUGGGAACUGGAGUCCAAGGAAAGAUCCAUGCUGAGAUGUUUAGGCAUUUUUUCCAUUUCCAGGAGGUUCGUCUCUGGAAUAGAACUAAAGAAACAGCCAGAUCGUUAGCAGAAGAGCUGAACAAGAAGUACAACACAGAUUCAUUCAAGUACUACGAAGACAAUGAGAGCUGUGUUAGAGGUGCUGAUGUUAUUGUUACUACAACCAAUUCACCCGUUGCCAUUGUUCGACUGAGCUGGCUCAAGCCAGGAGCGCACUUAAAUGCGGUAGGAGCCAACAGACAUCAUUUCAAUGAACUAGAUAAAGAAGUGUAUAGAAAUGGUGACCUCUUCGUCGACAGCGUAGAAACAUCACAAGCUGAAAUAGCUGGUUUGGAUAGUGUGGCAGACAACCUCAAAGGAGAAGUAGGUGCUGUUAUCAAUGGAACUUUAAAAAACAGUCCCAACGAUAGAAUUACUAUCUUCAACGGAAUCGGAAUGGCGGUGGAGGACUGUGCGGUAGCUAGAGUUGUAUACGACUUAUACACAGUAAAAAAAUAAGUCAUGAAGAAUUCAAUUAACCUAAUUGCACCUUUAUACAUCUUCGAUUUUAAAACCUCUGUACACAAACGUAUUUCUAUACGUUUAUUGCAACUUGCUUAUCCCGAACUCAGUCUAGAAAGUGAAAGAAGACGUAAUAAUGCAAAACCGUGCUGUAUCUUUUGCUUAAUAAAUAUGUUGCUGCCAACUUUUUUUAAUACUACUA
This is a messenger RNA of Acanthoscelides obtectus, 1426 nucleotides long. The record is from the annotation of a GenBank genome assembly. NCBI's taxonomy places the organism in Eukaryota, Metazoa, Arthropoda, Insecta, Coleoptera, Chrysomelidae.